AAACUCCCUUCCCACCAUCAACAACCAAAAUCUCCCUCUAAGAGAAGAAACUUCAUUCAUUCAAUCUAGUUUCAAACACUUCAAUUUAGAGAGAUUAAUUAGUAGUAAUCAUAAUUAACCUUGCUAAUAUGAAUGCUUCUGAGGCGUUUAAGUCAAGGAGUAUGAAGAGUAUGUUAGGAGAUCAUCUCCUUAGAAAUGGGUUGUCAUCAAAAUUAAGUUAUGAUCAAACUAGAAAAACAUCUACCAUCAAACUAUUGCCUGCACCUUCUUCGUCUACGGCCCAAGUUGAUGGAUCUUCGUCGUUAAUCACUACCAAACAACGUAAAAUAGAAUCAGUUUUCACGACAAUGAACAAACUUGUGAAAGGAAAAUUAAGCUUAGUAGGAGGAGUUGAUAAAGCAUUUCGACGAAUAUUUAGUGUACGUGAAGGAGAAAAGUUGUCGAGGGCUUCUCGUUGCUGUUUGUACACCACGGCCGGUCCGAUUUCAGGCCGUCUCUUUAUUUCAACGGAAAAACUCGCCUUCUGUAGCGACAGGCCUAUCGCGAAAGUCUCCUCCCCCACCGGAGAACCUCUUAGGUUUCAUUACAAGAUUGUGAUACCACUAAGGAAGAUAGAAAGAUGGAACCAAAGCGAGAACAUGGAAAAGCCGUCACAGAAGUAUCUAGAAGUUGUGACUGCAGAUGAGUUUGAGUUUUGGUUCACAGGAUUUGUCAAUUAUAACAAAACUUUGAAAUGCUUACAACAAGCACUGUCCCAAAGCUUGAUUUGCGAUUGCUAGCAGAAAAUGGUGUUAAACUAGGAUUUGGAUGUAGCUACUAGCUAGGUGUAAUCUAUGGCUAGCUCUAUAUAUGUAAAUUCAACUUAAUUGAGUAAGAAUCUAUGGUGGAAAGAGGUUUUUCCCCUCUGAGUUUUUCA
Molecule: messenger RNA, 916 nt
Organism: Spinacia oleracea (spinach)
Lineage: Eukaryota; Viridiplantae; Streptophyta; Magnoliopsida; Caryophyllales; Amaranthaceae
Product: GEM-like protein 4
Exons: 3
Coding region: 129-779 (216 amino acids)
Source: RefSeq, a predicted model, not a curated record